This is a messenger RNA of Cotesia congregata, 1194 nucleotides long. The record is from the annotation of a GenBank genome assembly. NCBI's taxonomy places the organism in Eukaryota, Metazoa, Arthropoda, Insecta, Hymenoptera, Braconidae.
AUGGCUCAUUGCGUUCGUCGUGGAGAAAACUUUCAUUGUUUUGCAAAGUUAGAUAUUGGUUUAAAUACUUUACUUUCCUGGAAAUGUCUCGAGUGCAAAAUGAUAACUAAAUUUUAUACAAAUCCAUUAAAGCCAGAGACCAAAUUUAAUAUCAAUGAGACUGCUUCGAUAAGUGUGAUUGGUUCUGCAAGUACUUUCGCAGCAUUUCAAACUGUUUUAGCAGUAAGUUAUCGUGGAGGCAGACACGAUGCCCUAGGAGCUUCAGUUGCAGUAAUUGGAUGUGCUACUGGAAAAAUAAUUGAUAUUGAAGUAUUAAAUAAAUACUGUUACACGUGUCGUUAUCAUGAAAAUAGAAAAAUAGAGCCACCUCCUCAUAAGUGCUUCAUGAAUUACGAUCGGAAGAAAAGCUCUUCAAGCAUGGAACCGCAUGCAACUGCUGUACUAUUCAAUCGUAGUUUAAAACUUCAUGGAUUGAUUUACAAAACUAUGGUUUCUGAUGAUGACAGUGCUACAUUAAAAGCAGUACGAGAUUCUGACCCUUAUAAGGCCUUCGGUAUUGAAGUGGAUAGAAUUAAAUGUUCUUUCCAUAUUUUCCGUAGCAUCGGUAAUAAACUAAGAGAAGCUUCAAAAAUUCGUGUUCCAAGUCGACGAGUUCCUGCUGCUGUACGAAAAAGAAUUAAGUUCAGUGGUUUAAGAAUUCGUCAAAUUGUAACUGCUGACAUUGAACGUUUAAGAAAAGAUCUUGAACCUGAAAGCCUCUCAAAAGAUGAAAAAAUGAAAAUUUUUGAACAAAACACAGAAGUAUUGAGGGAAAAUAUUCUGCUUGCUCCGCAUCAUGUUUUUGGCAACCAUGAAAAGUGUCCUCGUGAAUGGUCUUGUGAUACAUCCAAACCGAAUCAUUUGAUAAAAAUAAAACAAUAUGGUUUGUUUGCCCGUGUUGAGAAAAUAGUCACUGAUCUGAGUCAAAAUUCUGUACAUUUAUUACAUUUCCUCAAUACAAAUAUAAUUGAGCAAUAUCAUGGCAUUUUAGCAAAGUAUCUGUCUGGAAAAAGAAUUCAGUAUGGUGGUGCCGAUGAAUUUCAGGACAGAGUUUACAUGGGUACUCUAGACCAGAUGACUUCAGGAUGUCAUUUAUCUAGAUUUUAUAAGUUUUGCAGAAAAAUCGUUCCUGAAAGAAUUGAAAAACUAGAGUAA